GCGGAUGCUUCAGCAGCAAGGACAUAUACCAGCAGCCAGCAAUGGUCCGAAGAAUAGAAGUCUGCUUUUUAAAAAAGAAUCUGCGCACGGUCCACUUUCGUCGGGUUGUCUUGAAGACGAUCUUGGUUCGUAAGCGGCUUUCGAAACUGAAGUGAUUGGAAAUUGCCCUUGGACAAUUCAAAUCUGACGCGUAUUGUGGAGAGGCUGGAGUGGAGUCCUACGAGGUGGAAGUGGAGUUGGAUUUGAACAAUGACGACAAUUGGCUGUGAGACAAGUUGACAAGCUGGCUUGCAAUCGGGGAUUGAGAACUUGAAUUUGCUGAACUCGCUCGCGCGCGCUUGCUUUCAUGACUUUCUUGAGGGGGCUCUCACAGUGAUUAAGGAGACCGCUCAUUUCACGCUGCAGACCACGUGAUGUCUACAGGCAAUGAAGAACCAGAUGGAGGUGGUACUGUGAGUACUCCGGAAGAUUCUGAAAAGGAAAGGAGAUGGAACUUGCGUAGUUACGCAUCUCAAAAAUCCAAUGCCUCAGCGAUUCCACCCACUCCAGUCCAGCAGAGAUCAGGGAAGCGAGUUUUGUCGACUCCCGAUGAGAGUCCCUCCGAAACAAGAAAAAAGUUGAAGUAUCUGAACGUCCUGAAGCUGCAUAUUCUUCUACCAAACGGAACAUCUGUCGAUGUGAUCUUAAACUUGGCUGAAGUUAGCACGAUUGAAGGUUUGCUGAACAUAAUAAGAGAUGCGAGCAAUGCGACGCAUGUUGCUUCUGAUUCAAGAGGCAAAAAGCCUCAAAGACUGGUGAAUUGGGAGGGUGGGGAAUUAUCAUUACAGACUCUAGCUGGUGACAUUGUCGACAUACAGCAUCUGGCCAACCUCGCUCACAAUAGAACAAGUACCUCGAACUCUCUUUUGCUGCUAGAUGGUCUGGAUCACGACUCUACGUGGGUGGAUGAGAAUCUCUGGAAUGUUACACCGAAGCCGGAAAUGCUGGGGCAGCUUCCACAAGGCUACACAUUGGAGACCGCUCUUGCCGAUCAAGUGGAUAACGCCUUACAAGCGGUUUGGCCUAACCAAGAGCAAAAUGAACGCCGUCUAGUGAGCGUUGAUUUGGGCGACGAUAAAAUCAGCAUUUUUGAUACCGGUCAGGGGAUGGACAGCAGCCUAGAAAACUGUAUCGCUAACUGGGGCACGGUCGGAGGGUCCACACACCGCAGCGUGCAUUAUAAGGGCAUCGGAGGAGAGCCACCAUACUUGAAGCCUUACCUGGGGAAAUAUGGAGCUGGAGGUGUUGCAGCAGCUUUACAUCUCGGAGGCUGUGUCACGGUGUAUUCGAAGACUAAGCAGUCAAAGAAAGUUGUUACCUUGAAGCUGGAACAGAAGGCCCUCGUACAGAAGCAUAAAUUAGACCCUGAACAGGGAAUUUGGAGGACGAGAGGAGAACUCCGGGAGAUGACGAAAAUGGAGAAGGAGAAGGCUCCACAUGGAAGUUUCACGAGGGUUGUGAUAUCAAAACUCAAAUCUCAGUACUGUAUGAAAGGAUCGAAUCAAUACUGGAAAGUGGAAAAAGUGAAGCAACUACUGAAAGAUAUUUACUUUCCAUAUAUUCAAAGCGAGUCAGCAAGCCGGACCAUAACUCCGGUCGAAUUCGAGGUGAACGGAACGAAUCUACUAGAAGUCACAGAGUGUGAGAUGGCAAUUGCCAAUCAGCUUACUUGUAUCGGAGCUCCUUUCGUUUUCUCUAUUCACAUGACAAAACUACCGGAGGAUAGAUCUAUUCAACCUCAGCUUAUGGAUGAAGCCAACGCACGCAUCACAUGUCAGUACUUUCCAAUACAGCGGGGUAAGGAGGCCUUGGAGAUUGUUUUAGAAGAGGUAUCAAAACUCAGGCCUGGAACUCCAGUUACGUUUGAAACGAUGCAUCGCGUCGUGGUGAGAUGGCUGGGAAGACUCCUUCCGGAAGCAAAGUGGAAUAUAUUACCGUUCAUGGAGGUGACAGCGAAGAAAGAACAACGCUCACAUGUAAGACAACAGUGGGCGAAACGGGUACGAGCCUAUGUGGAAACGGAUGCUGGUUUUCAACCGAAUCAGUCAAAGGUAGAACUUGAUCGCGACCAUCUUUUUACGCUUGCUUUGAAGCAGUUGGGAGCUGAAAAUCCCAGUGAGUCAUCAGAGGCAGGCGUAAAGUUGGAGAUAAAAUUUUCAGGCAAGAACAAACCGGUCAGUCCUACGCAGCUUGUUGAAGAGUACUUUGCCUGGCUGGAAGAGAUGCAUUCCAAGUACGAUGAGGAGGUUACUUUUCUGGAUGAGCCUGCCUGGCUUUUCAGCCAUCCAAAUGCUGAUAAGGAGCUUGGAGUGUAUAAACAAGGUUACUUCGAAAUCGAAAUGUUAGAUUCCCUAAAAUACGGUAAAUCGGUAAUGAAGAAGAAGAAAUUUACAAGGCUACUGGGAUCUGUGCUAUCUUGUUGUUCGAGACUCACCAGAGGAGAAAGAUGGCGAACUACGCGCAACUUGCACACUGUGUGGUCAGGACGACGAGAUUCUUGUUACUUUUUCUUGGAUUGCAGCUCUCUUCUUAACAUCGAAAUGCUUCUGAACAUCGCUCUGCUAGUGGACUCCAAGCUAUUUACGGAAUUUACCAGCCUGGAACCAAAGCCCGAAGCAGCUGCAAAUCUGAGAUUUAUUGUAUUUCAUAAGCGGCUGAAGGACACCACGGGUGAAUGGAUCAUAGACAGCAAAAAUCCUGUACGAGUACGAUUCCUAAGAGGGGCUGGUUCCUUGAAGAACGAUCUAUUUGCUACUCUCGAAUAUUUUUUCAAGGAAGGCGACGAUGAACAUGGUGAAGUGAAAGUAUUGUGCAGGGCUAUUGACGUUGAUGAAUCGGAAGGAUGUAGACUGUUUGAAAAAAAUGGAAGGCUGUGUUUUGAGUUGAACAAAUCUCAGUGGCUCCCGGGAUCUGUCUUAAACGGAGGGAAGUGUCAGCGAGUGGACCCUGCCUCAUGGAAGAAGAAGCUAGACGAGCUGUUGAACAAGGCUCCCGGGUACAUUGAUAUCUUGGACGAGGAAGACCUUCAAAAGUUUGAAUUUAGUGGGGCCUUUCCCAAAAGCAGUAGUAAGUUUGAAGCUGGCUACACGUUGCCUCCAGAAGUUUUGGUAGUUGUGCGUCCUAAAAAGGGGACAGGUCCAUCACACAAACAAGGAAUGAUAGUUGCGGAACCUAUGUCCAUGAAGUUGACUGUCAAUCAUUGUAAGUGUACUGGGCCAUCUUGCCGCAUGAACACGAGGAAAUCUUCACCAGGAGGUGCUUCUUCUUCCAGCGAGGAGCAUUCGGAGCUCGUUUGUAAAUUGGUUUCGAGGAGCAUAGUCACAAAAACUGGAGUGAAAGGAUUGUACAGUUUCAAUGUUGGAUCCUCUGAUGCAAGUCGACUUACAAGGCAGGGGACAUACUUGUUCCACUUUUCAUCGGAGAGUGAAAAGUGCACUUCGAUAAGAUCGGUGACGUCAUCAAUCCGAAUUGUGCCAUCAAGGAACACUUCUAACUGGCACUUGAGUACUCAGGCCAAAGUUGCGAAUUUGACCUCUUCCAAUCCGAGUACUUUAGUCAUCAGAGUCAACGACAAGUUCAGAGAUGACCUUAUUCUUCGAAAGUAUGACGAGUUUGGUAAUCCACAAACCUUUGAUAAGGCAAUGCCUGUUGAGGUUAAGAUUGUUACUCCAAGAGGAGAAAGUCUGGAAAUGACACAAAAGGUUACAGCUCAUAUUGCACUUUCGGAAGGAAGGCAGCAGGGAGGAGGGUUGCAGAUUAAGGGUCUCCUCUUUUCAAGUGGCCAUCUGAUGCGCGUCGAGCCAACCUAUGAUGCUCUUCUGCGAGUACACGUCGCAGACGAUAAAUAUGGACAGAUCCCUUGCAAAGUUCUUCCUGGAGUAUUGGCAUCAGUACGGGUAAAGGACAGUAGACCUCCCAUAUCGAUGGAACCUGUACGGGUUCAAGAGUCCUUGCGAGCAGGGGAUAAAGUCGACAAGUGCUUGAAUGCCACGGAGCAUAUGUGUUUCGAUGAACAGCUCCGCCCUGGAGAUAUCAUUAAAAGACUUACUCUUCAGGGACUAGACGCUUCUGGUAAUAAGAUUGACAAGGAUCAGAAGAUGCAAGUCAAGCUCAAGGGCCUCGAAUUUCAGGACAACCUUAGCGAUGAGAGAGAGGUGGAUGAAAAUGGGUGUUUACAUCUCGGUGGGCUGCUGCGAGUAACUUCUCAACACGAUUAUAGAGGUUACGUUGGGAUUCUGUCGGAGACGGGCAAGCCUAUAUGCAAUAUCUACUUCAAAACUGUCACGCGGAAGUUGAUUGCGACCCAGGUUCCAAGCAAGUCCUUUGUUGGCAGAGAUAUGGAGGGCAUUACAGUGAAGAUUGUUGAUGAACAUGGAACCGUGGAUACUGGAAUAGAUGGCUACAACCACUCUGUUUCUGUGGACUGGCAAAAGGGAGUUGCUUUUCCUUUUGUGAAAGGAGAGUGCGUUUUGCCACCAGUGAGGUUGCCCAACAAGCCUGGGUGGUGGCAAGGCAGAGUUCGUUUUUCUGCCAACCAAAGUCUAUGUGUUGAAUUAAAGGUCGAAUUAGAGUUAUCCGUCGGAUGUGUCUUAAAAAAUCCUGCAAAUACUCAAGACGAGGUUUUGAUUGCAAGAUGCGGAAGCGCAUUCGAGUUUCCUUUUUGGGUUGCUGAUGAGCGAGGCCAUCCUGCUCUUAUACCGGAAUCUAUAAAAAACACAAUUGUGGUGAAAGCUGAAGCGCAGUCAAUUUCAGGAGAUGAAGCCCUAGAAUCUUGGCCCCGGCCUUGCAUGGUAACUUGCAGCAACAUUGUCAAGACCGACAAGGAUGGUGACGGCUACAAAGCUGAUGUUGUUCUCACUGGGGAUAUUGGAAUUUACUCCCUCGUCAUGAUGGAUACGAGUUCGAGAUUCAAAGGGGAGGUUAAAUAUACCUGUAAAUUGAACCCCGGAAAGGUUUCUCAUCUCGUUGUAGAAAUUCAUCAUCCGGAGGUCCGCGAGCAAUUCGGAAUGAAAGCACUGCACAUCCCGAUAAAUGAAGAAUUUCCAAAAGUUGAAGUGACUUUACUUGAUUCUGAGAACAAUCUUUGCACUUAUUGUGAAGGGAAGGAUCUCCGAAUGAUUGCCGAACUCUGUCCUCAAUUCAAGGAAAUCAGAGGGAAGGUUUGUAAAGGCACAGCGUUGUUCAAUCCCUUCACUCUGGACAUUCCUGUGGGCAGUUACACCAUUUGUAUUAGCCUAGAUACUCCUGAGUCACUAGAUUACAGAUUCUGCCUGGUAGUUGAGCAUGGUACGUAUCCUUCCGCACUGAAGCUUCUUGACAAUGCCGAUAUUGUAGUAGCUCUAGCAGGACCAGAAAGUCAGGUUGUGCUGCCAACGAUGGGAGUCGAAGUGGAGUCGGCUAGUGGGUCCAGAGUUCAGUGGCGGAAACUUUCAGUUGGCCUCAGAAUGCAAAGCUUGUAUCCUGUCCCGGUUCAUAUGCCGGUACCUCAUGCCCGUGAGUUCUUAGGCAAUGCAAUUGACUCCUCCGUACCAGAGUCCACUAGGCAAGAGGAUAGUGCGUCUUCAAGCAGAGGACCACUCUCGGAUAACUCUGUGAGGUAUGAAUUUAGGGACGUACAUGCACCCACCACAGCAGGAAAUUAUACACUGGAAUUCUUCAUACGCGGCUUUGCGUUAGAGACCCAGUGUCGGCAUCUCAGAGUGACACAUGGUCCGCCCUGCAAGUUGGACAUCGUAAGGGGGCCAUCGGGUGAAUCAUUAGAGGUCCUUCAAGUAAAUCUCUUGGAUGCUUAUGGAAACAAGUGCGAAAGUGUUUCGGGAAUAGAUAUCAGUCUCCGGUUUAGUCUGAAUCAAGCCUUUAGCCAAGAGAAUCCUUCGUCGCCUCGCGGACUUCAGCCCUGCUCCGUAUAUAGCAGAAAGUCCUCCACUAUCGUUGAUGGAAAAGCCGACUUUGGACCGUUUCUUGUCACUGAUGGUCUGCCUGCUGUGUACGUGCUUGAAGUCUACGCGGAGAACGUUGCUUUGACUUCAGCGGAAGUUCAAAUUUUUGUUACUCGUGGGGAGCCUACUGAGAGUAUUAGACAGCAGUUGGUUAAAGUCAAUGAGGAGCGUGGGACCCUGUUUGAAUAUUGCAAGUUGUUAUCGCUAGCGAAGGAGCAUGUGGGGCACCGUCAAAGAGAGAGGGAUUUUUUAUCAGGAGCAGUAAGAAAACUGGAAGAGGAAAAGGCACAUUUGCUACAAUCACAACGCGAAGUUAGUGACCUGCAAAAGCUAAACGGGGAUGAUGCACUGCUUGCUGAUGAAGACAAACAACAAGUACGAGCAGAAAAACACGUCAUACAGGACUUGAUGCGCUUGAACCGCAGUGGCACAAAUGCUCCUCUGCUGUUCCUUGAGGCGCAGAGCAGGGGUAACUUCCUCAGCCCGACAACAGAAGUGGGGAGAGAUAUAGUUGGGCUCCUUGCGUUGCUGGCACGCGUCGAGAGCAAUCUUCUAAACAGGGCCCUUUUUGAGUUUUUAGGAGUCCCCACUUUGCUGCUGAUGGUCUGUCGUACUCAGCGUGGGGUUAACGCUCUGGAGGAGUACGACAGAAACAAUAAUAUAGAUGUGACCAAAGGGUUACAUGGAUUCGCCAGAAGUAAAAUGACAACCUUGUCCAGAAGAUUUGAAUGCCUUGCUUUGUCGGACACAAGGCCUUAUCGUCGACAUGAUGGGAAACCGUCGGUUUAUACGGAACAUCCGCAGAGACUUUUAAACAUCGACCCACCAAUUCUGCCUACGACGCAGCAGCCACCUGACGGUUUCCUCGGCUAUGCAGUCAAUCUUCUACAUUUAAAAGAGGAGCACUUAGGCGGAAUUGUGCCAUCGAUCGACGGUCAACCUCCAGCAGAACCUCUUAACUUAAGAGAGACUCUUUUUCACCAUCUGUUGCAAAAUUUGCAAGUGUACGACACUCGAGAACACAUGCUGAAUGCCAAAAACAGCAUUCGAUUCACUGGUGGUGCUGUCUCUCUUGAUGGUGGUUUCAUCCGGAAAAAUCUGCGGCAGCAGCUCGGAAGACGCAGUGAAAACGUUCUCAUAAGCUUCGCAAAUGUUGAGAAAGAACAAAGAAUGUGCUCGAGUUUGCUCCCUCCCGCAUGUUACGCGUUUGAACGGAUGUACAAGUACAUACACCUACGUAAAGAAAUUAGUCUUCGAGAUGAAGAACUCUCCGUGAAGGUUAGAGAGCUUGGCAACUGCGACCGAAUUCUUCAGGGUGUGGUGGCAAGUGCUAACAAAGUUGGUGGUCAAUGCGAUAUCAUUGAGAGAACAGCGAAUAUAAAGCGGAAACUUGAAGAGCUAGGGAAAGCAGAAAAACUUCUCUUGAGCCAAAGCGAUGACGCACGAAAAGCUAAGGAUCAAACAUCAGCCAAAGAUCUCUCUCUCGCUGUCAUGUCCGAAGGACGGCAGCCAGCUAAUGCUGCUCUGAGCAUGGAGGAGUUUGAAAGUAGAAGAAUGCGAGCAUUUAUCAUGUAGACUGGAAGCCGCAAGGGCCAGUCAAACUGGAUAUAGAAAAAUUUCAAAGCUACUGUCAUCUCCAAAAAUCAGUUAGAAGGAAAAGCUAAGAAGCAAUACUUUCUUGCUGAUUUCCUUCCGUACGUAAAGUUUGUAUAUUUGUAUAUACCAGAGACGCCGUCGUAGAGUCUCACGGAUCUGUUGUUGCAAAGAGCAGAAUAUCACGUAUUUGAAGCAGAUUUAAUGUUGGUUUGUGGAAUGUACUUAUCGUAGAAGUGGAAUGUAUUUUCUUUUCGU
Messenger RNA from Marchantia polymorpha subsp. ruderalis, 7829 nucleotides. Lineage: Eukaryota; Viridiplantae; Streptophyta; Marchantiopsida; Marchantiales; Marchantiaceae. The record is from the annotation of a GenBank genome assembly.